AUGUGCCAAUCCAAGGAUCAUCGUCUGCAGCACUGCGCGGAUUUCAAGAAGUUGCGGUACGAUGAGCGUUUGAAGCUGGUGACGCUCGAGAAGUUAUGCCAUGUCUGCCUCAACGAGCACGACGGGCAGUGCAAAUUGAAAAUCCGCUGCAACAUCGGCGACUGCAGAGAGUUCCACAACUCGCUCAUGCCUCCGGUCGGAAACACGGUCGGGCUGAGUGCACCCAUAAGGACAAACUGCACGGUCUUGUUCCGGAUCGUUCCGGUACAGCUGCACUGCGGAGGCAGAACAGUUUCGGUGUUGGCGUUCCUGGACGAAGGAGCUUCCGUCACGCUGGUGGAAAAAAAGCUCGCCGACCGUCUGGGCGCGGUCGGAGUACAAGAGCGAUUGACCAUCCGGUGGACGGGAAACACGUCGAGAGUGGAGGAUUGCCGAAGAAUGAGUCUGUGGGCUUCGGGAACAGGCGCUGCAGCCGGCGGCAAGAUGCUGUUGCACACAGUGCACACGGUGGACAAACUGAUGCUGCCACAUCAAAGGUUGGAUUCUGAGGAGUUUGCAGCACAGUACGAGCACAUGCGAGGACUGCCCAUUGAAUCGUACGACGGACAGCCGCAGUUGCUGAUUGGGGUAAAUAAUAUCCACGCGUUUGCACCGAUGGAGGCAAAGGUGGGUACGCCAGUGGAACCGAUUGCUGUUCGAACCAAACUAGGAUGGACGGUCUAUGGGCCGCGACAGCAAACCCCAGCGGCGACCGACAACUAUCUCGGUUACCACCGGCAGGUAACAAACGAGGAUCUGCCGCCCGAGAGUCAUUAUGCAUCGAAAGAAUCGGUGGUGACAAUUUCACGGGGCACCGUAGAGAAGAAAUGGGUCCAGCGAAUAAGAGAGCGAACCACCCAAUUCGUCGGCGAUCGCUGCGAAGACGAAUCGCUGUCGAAGACCCGGAGACAAGAAAUUACAACGUGUCGUCAUCCGGACAGCUCCGGAAAAAUCGCCACGAACAUGGCGGUUCUCAUCCCGAACGCAAGAAGACAGGCUGAACAACAAAAUAGGCGGGUUCGAAAUCCGAAACGGGAUGAUCAACUCGCUGGAAGCCUUGCGGAGCCUAGAAGAGGCGAAACCGGCGACACCGACGCAUUUGAUGGCGAAGGAGAGAGUCCUGGGAGCGGUCAGGGAUCCAAGUGGGGAUCGGCGUUUUCGACUCGCUUUUCGACGAGGCACCGCGGCGAGUUGUUGCCGCAAUUGUACGAGGAAAAGUGGCCGUCGAGAAAGCUCGUCGCAAGUGGCGCAAAACCGGAGGAAGUCAAGAACGGUCGGCGAAAGGAGAAGCGUGGGGUGAUGCGCGCGCUCGAUGAGGGGCGCAAGUUGUUGGGCAAGAUCCUACCAACGACACUAGCGGAAACGGCUUGCAAUGGUUCGACGAUUCUUCGUGGUCGACGGGAAAUCCCGGCAGUCUUGCAGAUGAAGCUUCAUCGCUGCGGUCAUCAAGGUCUCAGAAGGACGAGCUCGACAGACAAACGUGAGGACGAAGAUGGUAAGGCGCAGAGACGGGACUUGGUAAAGCUUGCGUCGUUAAGAGGUAAUGUAAAUCCGAAAAUGCCGGAUGUUACGGGCUGGGGUGUUGCGACGCCGCACAUUUUGAACCGGUCUAAAAUAUGAACCCGUCUAACCACAACAUAACUGCAGCAUGACAAUUCUCGCGCGGUAGUAGUGGUAGGUGAAAUAAGAGGUGAAAGUAGAUGAAUGAGGUGCAAGUAGAAUUCGAUAAAAACAACGGAAUUUCGCCAUCGUAAAAGUAGGAAAAGAAAAUCAGUUUAAAGUUAUUAAAGUUAUUUAAAAUUUAUUUCGGUAACCAAAUUACACUAAUUGGUGCUUCCGUAAGUUGUGGGAGUGCGGUGUAAACUGAUAUACAAAGUCCGUAAGUUGAAACCUGUAGAGAAAAAAGGUAAAUUAUUAGUGAAACUUAGCAAAUACUUACCUGGAUUUCUCCCACUAGCUGUGCAAAUACCGGUGCUUGGUACGCCCCGAAACAGGGGAAAAUAACCAGAAAAGCUGCCGUGCCAGUGGAUUAUAUCCAUCCGCGCAACAUACCGAUUAGGGUAACGGCCCCAAUUAUAGUCCAACCAGAGAAUUGAGAAAAGAAGUCGUGGCGAGAAAACCAUUUAAUUGUAUGUUGUUAGUAAUUUUAGUCUGUGUUGUGAAUUGUGUUUAUUGAAUUUGUUAAUAAAUUUCAGUUUAAGCGUUGCUACAAAAAACCUGAGCUGCUAUAAAAAUCUGGUUUCCCUCUCGGGAACACACAUCAUAUCAGAGAUAUUUAGCUAUAUUUAAAUUUGCAAGACCAGUGUUGCCAACUAUUGCAAGAAUUCUAUGUUAUUAAAUCACGUUAAAAAAUU
Molecule: messenger RNA, 2393 nt
Organism: Aedes albopictus (Asian tiger mosquito)
Lineage: Eukaryota; Metazoa; Arthropoda; Insecta; Diptera; Culicidae
Exons: 2
Coding region: 1-1659 (552 amino acids)
Source: RefSeq, a predicted model, not a curated record